CUUGAUUAGUUUGAUUCUAACUUCAAUCAUCACAAUUUAACUGGUAAAUUGAAAUUGUUGAAACACUUAAGUGACAAUUGUAACAAUCACAAUGAGGACACAAAGUAGUUUAUUAAUUUUAAUUGUGACAAUUUCAUUUUCUUUAAUCACAAUUACCAAUGCCGCUGAGAAAAAGAAAUCAACAACUAAAUUAACUCAAGUUGAUACAUCAUCAGAAUGUGAAUCGGCUUUAAAUCAAACUGUAGCAAUCCUCGAACCCGCUAUGUUGGUGGGAACGCAACCUUGGCCUAUGACCAUGGACGCGGUCACUAAACACUGCGAAUUGGGAACUAAAGUUUACAAGAAUGUCCGUCGAUAUGGUAAGUGUUUAAAUGGACUUUCCCGACAAGCGGUCACAAUUUUCCUUCGAGGAUUGAAAAAAUUCAUGCAAAACAUUUGCUUAUCGAGCAAGAAAAAGAUGGAAACAAUUGAAAUUUUAAAAUGUGCUUCCAAUGAAACAAUGACCGGUUGGAGUAAAUGUCUCAAUACCGCUAAUCAACAGCUCGAUUUUACCGCUUCAAAUGCCACCGAUCCUGCGAUGAUCGGUAAUAUCUGCUGUACCUACUCCUCGUUGGUUGAAUGUGUUUCCGUUUCCACCGGAUCAAAGCCCGAUUGCAUUAAGCCAGGUCGUCAAGAUACAUCGACUUUCCUAGAAUCAUCAUUGAGCUUAAUUGUCAAAGAUUUAACUGAAUUACUUUGUGGCAAUUACGCCACCAAAGAGGAUUGUGAUGCUCAUAACGCUGGGAGAGCUGAAUCAUUGAAGUUAAUUGCUGAUGGUAAAUAUAAGGUCACUGGAGCCUUUUUAUUGUCACCUUUAAUUAAAGCAACAAAACAAUUAGGUGAAAUUCACGCUGAUGACAUUUAAUUGCGACAAUCAAUUAAUUUUCUGACAAACUUUUUUCUUUACCUUUAUUAUUAUUAAACUAUCUCUGUGUUUACCUUAGAUUGUUGCAAUUGACUGUAUAUUAUCAUUCUGAUUUAAAUUAAACCUUUAAUUACAUUUA
Panonychus citri (citrus red mite) is the source of this 1043-nucleotide messenger RNA. RefSeq lists its product as uncharacterized. The record is from RefSeq and is a predicted model, not a curated record. Bases 92 to 904 code for a protein of 270 amino acids. The transcript has 4 exons. Lineage: Eukaryota; Metazoa; Arthropoda; Arachnida; Trombidiformes; Tetranychidae.